Zonotrichia albicollis (white-throated sparrow) is the source of this 7802-nucleotide messenger RNA. The record is from RefSeq and is a predicted model, not a curated record. NCBI's taxonomy places the organism in Eukaryota, Metazoa, Chordata, Aves, Passeriformes, Passerellidae.
GGGAUGUCACUUGAUUUAGUUUUGUUAUCUUCCUCCGCUGCCUUAAAGAAGUCUCACCAAACACAUUGGCUCAAAACAAGAAAUUCAUAUGGUUGUGUUACCUUAAAAAAAAUUACCAAAUAAAUGUACUCAGAAUAAGAAAGCCAUCUGUGCUACUCAAAGUUUACACACAGAAAAUAUGGUCCCACUAUCAACUAGGUCAUAAGGUGAAUAGGUGAAAUUCUGAAUACCUAGCAGUAGAACAAACAAUACAGAAACCAUUGAAAUAAGUAUGACCAGAGAUCUGAAAGAGUUGAAAUCUGUGUACCUUUACUUAAAACUUCAAGUAAACCUCAACACAUUGAUGUCUCAAGAGGAAAGUUGGCUGCUCAAUCAGUCUAGGAAGUACUGAAGUAAUUUCAAUUAGCACACUUUUUAACAUUUUUGAUAUUAAAGCAAUUAUUUGACAUAACACAUCUGGCUACCCUAUGUGUUAAAUCCCAUUCCAGUUAAAUCCCUAAUAAGUCAAAUCUGUAGCCAUAGUUAAAAAGAAGUCCAAAAAGAGAAGCAUCAUCUUUAUAGUCUCUUCAUAUUUUUAUAAGUAGGAAAAGGUAAGCUGUAGAGUGACUGUGAUUCAAAUAAAGUUGCUGAUAAACUGACUAAAGGCUUUGAGGGCUUUAGCAGUGAUUUCUGUAUUGUAUUUAAAAUAUUCUGAAGUGGAGGAAUUGGUUCUAACUGGAUUACAUAAACUACAGAGAAAGAAACUGAAAUCAUGCCAGCCAGAAACCUGCAGCACUCAUUUGCCACUGACCUUGGAGUUUAUACCCAGAGCCUGCUGGGAUGACAGCAUGGCAAAUGAAUUCACAGGUUACAAAAGCUUCCCUUUAACAUUUCACUGGUUACUUUUUCAUGGAUUUCUAGGUGCUAGCAUAGUUACAUAACUCUUGUAAGCAGUGCAAAUAGUUUCAAAACAGCACUCAUCAUAAAGUAUGGAGAUUUCAUGGGCUCCUGAUAUUUCUGGAGCUUGAAAACUGAUAGGUUUCAUUUGAAGUGUUAUGCUAAGCCCUCAAAUAGGACUCAAAUUUGUUCAUAUAGAUAUACUAAAGGAAUAAAAACCUAAACAAAGAGAAAAAAACUACUCUUCUUGUAGUCAUCCCUCCGAUGAGAGGAGAAACCUAGUAAAAGAGUGCGUGUACAUAUGUCUGAGCAAACAUCAGAAAGACAAAGUUGAAUUUCAAGCCCCAUUUCCCUCAGUUAAACCAGAUGCUUCUGGUAGGGGUUGACUUGCAGUUAUCUGGGGGAAGUCCUGAGCUUGUACUGAAUCAAAGGGACAAGAGACACAACUUAAAAUACUGUUAAAAUGAGCUUCAGAAGUUGGUGUGUAGGUAUCUUGAUGCCAUGCUGAAAACCAAAUGUAAUAUAGAUUUCUUCCUAGGGAAUGUGUAAGAUAAUGAAGUAGCCCACAGAUUAUCCACCUACAUUUGAUUAGAGGUGGGGAGGAGAGCGACAUGGAAAGAAAUCUCUUAAUAUAUGAGCAUGGCUGACUCAGUUAAACCAAGCCAUAACCAUGGAGAAUUUCUCACUGAAAUUGCUGAGUUGACAUAAAAUUUGUAUUUCUCUCAGGUGUAUAUAGCAAUUAUUCCUCAAUAAAAAGGGAAAAAUAGAAAAUAGACAUUUCUUUGAAGAAAAUUGACACAGCAGUUGAACUAGGCAAUGUUUACAAGAUUUCCACAGACAAAGUUCUAGAAUAGAAAAGACUUAUUUUCACAGACAAGGUUCAUGUUUGUAUGGGUUACUUAUUUUCUCAUUGUUUACUAAGUAAAUAGUAUGAAUCUACGUGUUGCAAGUCACAGGGGUUUUCUGAUAAGUAGCUUCAUUUCAGAGGCCUUGAUAUAAAAACACAGCUCCCACCAAUUUCUGCUUGCUGACACAGACUUCCUAGGGGUAGGCAAAAUGGCUUUUCAUUCUGUAUUUCUCGUUUUCUUAGCUGGCCUGGCACUUUGUUCUGAAGCUGCACCAUUGGUAAGUGUCUAAGGACUGAAGUCCUUCCACCGAUGUAGUCCCAAUUAUUUGCUUUUAUUGUUUUUUCAUUAUUAUUUUGAUUUUACGGUAUGUACUGACUGUAGUUCUCUGCAAUUACUCUUUUCUGGUCCUUCUUUUUCCUUCUCUAGUGAUUAGUGAGAGGACUUUAUGGGUAGAGAAGUAGCACUUGUCGUUAGACACAGCAACUACAUGAAAAGCAACGUAAAACAAGAUAGGAAAAACUUGUAUUAACUAGACAAAAAACCUUGUCCAUUCAUAACAUAAUGAACAAGCUAUGUCAUGAGGAAUUUCAUCUCCGGUUGCAAAACCCAUGCUAAAGAAAUCCAUGCCUUCUCUAGACUUCUGCCUUACUGCUCUACUCACUAAAGCUUAAUCCCAUGUAAGUAAAGAGCAGAUCUAAAGUCAGGAUUCUUCUUCCAGAGGGCUCAUUUAUCCCAGGAAAGCAAGCUAAAGACUCAGAUGUUUCUGCCUGAAAUUCUCCUGCAACAGCCUUGUCUCUCUCUCUCUCAUCAACUACUCAUUUUUCCUCUCAACUCUCAUCCUUGGGAAAAUAGUACCUGACUAAUGCUGUUGAGGAAUUAGGGUUUCAUUGAACUCCUGGGGUGCAAAAGUCAGGAAAAUCAGAGGUGGCGGUGCAGCUCUUCUUGCCAAGGCCUCAUGAGUAUCACCAGUGGGGAGCCACUGCACUCCAGAAAGGGAGCAUGGGGAAUCUGGGCAUACAGGCAGUAUAGAUACAUGCUGACAUGUUGGUAUGACACUAGUCAGGGUUCCUGGCCAGUGGAACAUCCCAGAUUGUAAGAGGGCAUGAAAGAGAGGGCUGUUAAUUUUUAACCAUCUACACCACAAUGAAUUUUACAAUGAUUAAAUGGAUAUCAGUGACUGCUAUUUUGAGAUCAUCCCUGAUUAGCACCUUCUACAAAGCUCUAUUUUCUCACUCUUCAUCUGCAGGAUUGGGUAAGGUCAAAGCACUGAUUCAAUUCUAUUUUUGAAAAAGUAAAACAUCAGGCCAUAAUCACUACUUGUGAUGGAUGCAUCUGGAUGAAACUAUAGCCAUCCUGUAUUUGAUGGAAAGUUUUUCUCUCCUAUCCUUGUGUAGCUGCCAGGGUUGACAAAUCUGAUUCAACAUGCUGUCAGGAGAGAGUCCGUAUGUGAUGCUUAUCAUGUUUACAGCAGAACUGUAACUCUGUGGCAACAGAGAUAGCUCUAUGGUGCUGGGUAUCAGAGGCUCUCAAAUCCAGAAAGCUGUGCUCAAAUUGCCAGUCCAAUAUGCAGGGGAAGAGUUGGUAGAUAUUUAAACAUUGCUACUACCUUUGAGGAUGCAAUUAUUUCCUGUUGAGGCCACAAUUUCGUUACAGCUUCAUGCUGGAGAUGAUGUGUACUAUGCUGUGCCAAAGAAGAAAUAGAAAUGUGGUCUCACACCUGCAGUGCCUCCUUGGUGUGCAUGGCUACAUGCCCAACAGCUCCUGAAACCUUCCUUCCUGGCUCUACCAUAUCCAGCCCCCAGAAAGCUUCAGAUUAUGUUUCCUCAGUACACAGCAAUAUUCUCAUGGAAAAUAUGGUCUCCACUGUAGAUCUGGAGAAUUAUAUUCCUUACUGUUUUAUGAUGAAAUGUCAUGCUUCUUGCAACAUAAAAAUUCUCUCUCUAUUGCAGGACCAUCCUGAUGCCAAGCGUCCUCUUUCUGUAAAAGUUGUAGAUUCUGUCCGAGGAAGUCCAGCUACAAAUGUUGCAGUUAAAUUAUACAAAGGAACUGCAGAUGGAUCUUGGGAACUGUUGAAUUCACAACAAACCAAUGAAAGAGGAGGCCUCUCAGAGCUUACAACGAAAGAACAAUUUGUAGCAGGGUUAUACAAGCUUGAGUUUGAUACAGCCUCUUACUGGAAGAGUAUGGGCUUGAAUCCCUUCCACCAACACGCUGAUGUGGUAUUCACAGCUAAUGAUGCUGGUAAUCGGCGUUACAAGAUUGCUGUUGUGCUCACUCCCUUCUCUUACUCAACCACAGCAGUAGUUAGCGAGCCAGUGGAAUAAAAGCUGACAUUGAGCACGAAAAUUCAGUUGUAUAAAUUAAAAUUUCCAAAAAUGAUAAGAACUUGGUAUCUGAAUGUAUCAACAGCUUCAGAUUUCAUAGUAAAUCACUAACAGUAAGUUUUUUAUUCACUUUGUUAACUUUAGGAAGAAAGUGUAUUGACUUUGUUUUCAAAUAGUCUUCUGAAUUGAAGUAUUCUGCAUUUCUGUAUUGCCAGUAUUGCCCUUCUGAAUAAAAGUCUAGGAUUUGAAAAAAACACAUUAACCUCAGAAAAAAAAUGUAUUGAAAUCUCAUUAUGGGGACUCGGAGAAUAAAGCAGUCUUCCAUGAAGCUGAUAAACUAAAUUCUUCUUGCAAAGGAAUUGAACAAAACACAUCUGUGAAAGGUGUCUCAUGAAAAGCAAGCAGACAGAAAAUACAGUCCACCACUACCAUCUCCUAUGUUUUAUUAAUGAAGCUCACAACAGAUGAAGUCACAUGGGAUUACUCACUCAGGGCCUCACAUAAUUAUCAAGAUAAACUCACCUCUCAAUUCUGAUUUUGGAGACAUAGAAGUGAAAGCAGGUAAAGGUGACAGAAUAGCAGAACAGCAUUUACAGAUGCUAAGCAGACUACAGAUACUUAAAAUGCCUUCUUUCCUGUUUUCCAAUAUAUCAUAACUCGUAACAUUUUCAAGAACAGACCAGAGGCCUGUGUUUCAGAAAAGUAUAUCACUUGAAGAAGUUUAUUCAUGUAUUUGCAGAAAAUUCUGCAAAUACUUUCCCAAGUUAAAGUGCUCCCCAGAAUUACUUGCAUACCUCAAACCAUCAGACAUUUUCAUAAUAGCUGUAAAAUGCAAACAAAAUUAAGCAUAACUGAUGAAUCCUGAGAAAAUCAGUUUCCUAUUUAAUGCCAGAAGAAAUAUGGAUGAAUCCUUCUAUUCCCAUUCUAGUAAUUCCUAUAUAUAGGGUAGAACCAUUAGGGGAUUCAACAGAAGAACAACCCUGUCUUGGAAAAGUAUGCAAAAAGGUUAAGUCACUUAAACUAAUAAAGCCCAAAGCUGAAAGCCUGUAAAUACAAAGAAAGGGAAAAUGCCCUGCCUGCCUAAGGCCUGAUCCCAUCACAGCCUAACCUGAUGAAUUUGGACAGGUGUGUCCUUUCUUUUUGCUGUUGCUUUGGGGUACUGAGCACUAAAAAAACUAGCAUUUUGUCUAGAAACAAACCACAAAGAUAAUAUCUUUUCCACAGAAUCUCAGAAAAAACAAACCAACACAAUCUUUAGAACAUUAUAUUUCAUAAAAGACAAUGAUAAAAAAGUACAAACAUUUUCAUGAACAACAAAAAAACCCAAAACUAUGAUAGUACACAGGAAAUUCCCAGCAUUUGUUUCAGUGCAUUUUUUCAUUGAGCCUAUCUUACAUACCUCUACAAAUAAAAUAAUCUUAAGUACACUUCCGCUUGCUGAUAUGCAAUGGAUCGUUUUAAUUUUUUUUAACAGCUGGCUCAUUAGUAACCCACUACAACAAUUAGUAAACAUAACAAUAGAAAAAUAGAGUGGCAAGAUCCAAGAAAAAGGACAUUUUGCACUUGCUUUUCAACACACUGCCUAUUUGCAAAAUGGACUUUAUAUUUUAUUCUCCUACUUAAAUUUGAAAUAUAGAAAAUGGGCUUGAGAGUAUCUUAGCAUAUUAACCAGAUUCUACUUUUAAUAGUUCUGUAAUGUUUUUACUUGCGAAUUUGCAAGACCUUCAGAAUCUUGUAAAAUACUUCCUCCUUCUUCUCCCUCCAUAUUCACUCCUUGAACACAUCCCUUAUUUGCCUUGUCAGCAAUUCAAAAGCCUAUGUGAUUGGCUUCUCUCUACAUUUUACAAGAACCAUGAAAUUAUCAAAAGGAAUGUGCACAACUCUUAGUUCUGCAUUGUAUUUAUUUGGUUUGAAGGCACUGUCUAUGUUAAAAUUCACUACAGAAGAGUACUGAGUUCAGACAGGUAGUAUACAAACACUAUUUUGAUGUAACUUUAGAUGGCAACUUCUAAAACUUCUCAACAAAGUGAUAAAAGGUUUUUAGAGAAGAGUGUUGGUCAACAAUUCAUAAUUUAACAUCCAUCAUUUUGGGGCACCAAAAUGCAAAAUUUUUAAGAACUCAGCUAUAUGUCACAAUCCAUUUACAUACUGGUUUAAUUCACAUUUUUCUAGGACCGUACAUGAUCAAUCACUUAAAGCUGUAAAGUUAUAUUAGUUCAGCCACAGCAUAUAUGUAAUAUAGUAUGCAUAUAUGUAAGUAUAUAUACAUAUAUAUGAAUUAGAUUGCAUUAAAUUGCACAUAAAUUUCACAGAAUACCUAAGAAAUGGGAACAAAAGCAUGCUUCAGAAAACAGUACAGACCUACAAUACCAAAGGAUGUUUCAUAACUGUAGAUGUGAAAUUGUAGGUGCACCUGUACUGAAAACCAGAAAUCACUUCAAAAUUACAUGAGGGAUUUAAAAAUUUAUUCAACUGUUCUUAAAGAACUGUAUUAAUCUGCCAUGAAAUAAGACUAAUAUUAUUUUGAAGAUAUAAUUUUUUUCAUACAGUGUAUUAUCUCAGCUUUCUCCAUAUGGUUCAGAAUGUUCUAUACACCCAGUUAUAGAAAAAUCUAUCAGGAGGUGAGCAAAUCUCUUAAGCAUGCUUUUGAAGGAUGUUUUCUUCACUUUAUGCUUUUAGUUAUUCUCAUUGUAUUACAUCAUUCCUAAAGCAUAUUAGAUUAACUGGUAGAUAUUAAGGUAAUUCCUGUAUGGUAUAAAAUAUCUCUUACAAUUGUUCUCAACUACUAAAUUAAAUAAUAAUAUUUCUACUAAAUAUUUGGGAUGCUUACAGCUAAGCUCAUAACGUUACUGAAGGAUGGCUAAGGGCAAAAUUUGCUGCUGGGAUGCCAAAGAAAUAAAAGGUGUUUAUGGCAAACAAAAUAUAAAAAGCACCACACCAUCUGUGGCAGCAAUUUAAGGUACCAACAUAUAAUAAUGACUUAAAGUUAGGAUUCUUUGUCAACACUCUUACAGAACACUCUAUGGAUAAACAAUCCUUAUUAUAUAUACUGCUUUCCAUUCUUUAUGGGAGCAGAAGUCAGUCUUUGGUUCCUAAAGAGUUGAGUAACUGUGACAAACAAAACCGUUUAAUAUAUCUUGGUCACUAUAUUCGCAUUAACAUAGAAAAUAAAUGACCUGGUCCUUUUCCUUUGUAUUAACAAGGGAUGUAAAAAAAUAUUAGUAAAGAUAAUAACGCUUAGCAGUGGGAUACUUUUAGGUAGCAUAACAUUACAAACAAAGAGAAAAUAAGAAGAUAAGGAAAGAGGCUAGUUACUCAUACAUUUAACACCACAAAAAUAGAGAAACAGACAGGACCAAUCCUUAGCGGGACUGUGCAACCUCAAUCUCAUUGACAGUCAUUGACUUGAGGAUCCUCAGUGCAUCAUAGAAGCACUCAGCACUCUACCAGGAUAGGCCCUUAAAUAGCUAUAUUUAAUAAUAUAUUAUGAGUGGAAUUAUAAAAAGCACUUGAGAUUGGCCUGCUUUCUGUUCCACUUAUGUCAUCACCAUCCUCAUCAGCAGAACAGCACGACCAACACUGUGCUUCUGAGAAUCCCACAAUGCAAGCAUUUCAACUAUCAGAAUUAUGUUUUAUUAUUCUCUUAAAAAUCUAACUUUAAUAUUCUUCCAAUGAAGACACAUUUUUGGCUCUUCUGAUUUUGGAGGAAUAAAAGUGCUGUUUACUAGAAUUUAAAAAAAAACAACAACAACAA